This is a messenger RNA of Prorocentrum cordatum, 2302 nucleotides long. The record is from the annotation of a GenBank genome assembly. Lineage: Eukaryota; Dinophyceae; Prorocentrales; Prorocentraceae.
AUGGACGCCCCGCGCCUCGCUAGAGGGGCUCUCGCCGUCGGCGACGCCGCGAUCCUGGAAUGGGCGGCGGUGCGGGCGGCGGCCAAGGCGGGCGCUCCGCGGCGCACCGUCGCGGCCGUGGCGCGUUCGGCGGUGUCCGCCGCGGCUUUCGCCAGGGCGUCGACGCCCUCCUGCCGCCCGCGGCGGCGGGCGGCGCGGCAGGGCCUCGCGACGAUCGUGGACGGCCUGCUGGCGUCGCUGGCGCUGCUGGUGCGGCGACGGCGGCGGACCGACGAGCCUGAGCGCGCGGCGGAGGGCGCCGCCGCGGCGUCCCACGACGACAACGACGACGAUUCGAUGGACGACGGGUGGGCCGACGUAGGGCAGCCCGCGGCGGCGCGGCCCAGGGAGGCGACGCCAGCUGGUGCUGCCGACGCGGACCCUGGCGGUGCAGCGGGCGGCUCGGCGGAGGGCUGCGCGGAGUCCGCGGGCGUCGCGGCCUCGGGGACGGCGGGAGCGGCGGCGGCGCCUACUGGCGCGGGGGGCGCGGCCUCCGCGUCGCCUGCGGCGGCGGGCGCGGCUGCCACGGACGCCGAGCGGGGUCGCCUGGAGCUGGAGCUCCAGAGGGCCACACAGGCGCUCGGCUACCUCGAGGGCUGCGCGAGCGGCGCGGACGUGGUGGCGGCGCUCCGCGAGCGCUGCCGCGACCUGCGCGCGCUGCUCGUGCAGCUCUGUUCAGGAGGCGCGACCGCGAUUAAUCAGACGCGUCAUUGGCGCCGGGCUAAAAUCAUCUUACACUCGCCGGCCACCGUGAUGUCAGUGGCCCAAGCUUUGUUCUACAACGCGAAUCCAGUCGACAUGGGCCCGCAGUGGGUCAAGAUCCCGAUCGGCGGCAGCUACCAGUACCCGUCCACGACUUCGCCCGCGUCGCCCUUGCGGGCUACCCCCGCGGGGGAGUGGUGCGAGGACCCACAUCCAGGCUACACGACGCGCGACAGGACGAACCUGGAAACCCUGAUCAAGCGGCACAUCCACGGCCUCGGCGCCCGCAGCGCGCCACCCGCGGAAGAGGUGCCCGCGCCGCGGGGCCUCGCGCGAGACUCCGAGCUGCUGCAGGAGAUGCCCCAGGCGCCCGACACGGGCGCUGCCCUGGCUGCCCCCCUGACGCCGACCGUGGACCUGCUUGGCCAGGACGGACCGCUCGCGUCGCCCCCUGAGCAGGCGCAUCCUCGCCGUCAGAAAGUGAGCUUGCUCUCGAGCAUCUCGUUUGGCUCUAGCGUGCACCCGAUCUCCUACGCCGAACAGUGCAAGUUCACGUCCGCGAAGCUUCGGGGGUGUAGAGAUGGACAGGCCCUUGACAGGUGCUGCUGGUACGCGCGGCCGUGUGGCAGCUGGUGCCAGAACGGCGCGGACGGGGCCGCUGGAAUGGAUGUCCCAGCGUGCGACGGCGCGCCAGCGCCGACACCAGGCGGGCGAGCGCGGGCGGUGCGGCACCGUGCGGGCGAGGCGCCUCGUCCGCCCGCGCCCGCGGGCAGGAUGGCCCCGCGUGCGCCGGGGGCGUGCUCGCCGCCGACGGCGGCCGCGGGGCGCGGGCCGGAGCCGGGAGGUGCGGCGGCGGGAGGCGGCGUGGCCGAGUGGACGAGGGAGGAGCUGGAGAAAAUGUCGCUGGGCUCGGUCAUCCGCUACCAACAGACAGUCGACCCGCAUAGUUAGGAUGAUUGGCGACCUUCCAGGAUUGCUCUGGCAUCCUUCCCCUUCGGCCCAUCCCUGGCAACUUUUGCUGGCCGCGCCCCGCUCGCAAAUUGUCGACAUGGCCUUCCAAAGCCCUUGCAUCCUAAUCGUUCGUCCGUAUUGUACGGGUUGACUGUACACAGACACCCACUGAUGGAUUUUUCCUGAGCAUCAGGGGAGGGCGGCGGCGUACGAGUCGCCAUUGGGCGCCAACGACUUUAUACGCCGCCGCCCUUCCUGAAGGUGCAUGCAGCAUGCAAAAUUCAUCGGAGGGCGCUAGUGCAUAUGUUCCCGUGGCGCAGGUCAAUCACCCACACGGCUGCGCCGGGGGGUGCAAGUACUUCCACAAGCCCCGGGGCUGCAAGGACGGCGCGUCCUGCAGCCGCUGCCACGCGUGCCGGUACUUGCGCAAAGAGCCGCCGCGGGCCGCGCGGUGCGGGGCGCCGGCGGCCGCGGCCACCCCCUAUUUGGGCGCGGCGGCGGACGCGGCGGCGCGUGGCGCGGUGGCAGAGGCUGGCGGCGCCGCGUGAGUCUCGAGCAGAUGCUCGAGCGGGCGGCACUGAGAGCUCCUCCGUCUCCCCCUCAUCCUCCC